AUGCCCGAUACAAACUCGACCGAGCUGGUUAUGCUACCUUUUGAAAAUUUUAUGGGCUCGACCGGUCUGUUCUUCCGUAUAUUAGGGCCUGGCAUCAUCUUGAAAGCUCCCGUUAAGAUGGGAUUUGAUCAGAUUAUUUCUGGGCCGUACACCGAGUUCCCGACCGGAUUACUCUUUGCAGAGGCUAGCCACGGAAGCCUUCAGAACUUCUUAUAUGAGCAUACCAGCGAAAUUACACCCAGUCUUCGCCAAAAAUGGUUUGUCCAGGCGAUUGAAUCCAUUGAGUUCAUCCACAGCAAGGGGGUUGUGCAUAGCGAUCUAAGACCCGACAACUUUUUAGUUGAUUGCUCGUUGUCUCAAUCACUCGACUUACGCCUCUGCGACUUUGGCGGAUCAACUUGUGAAGACCUCCAGCUUUCUGGCGGAACACUUCCCGAUUCUGGGUUUCAUAAUCCGAAUGAUGCUUGGGAGCCAACUUAUGUCGCUGAUAUUUUCAGCCUCGGUUCUGUUUUGUAUACAAUCAUGACGGGUCAUUGGCCAUUUCGUCCGACUACUGGCGAGUGGACUUCUACCGAGGAGAUGAUGGAAUAUAAUGCAAAAGUAGAUCGUUGCUUUGCUGAUGGCAUCUUCCCUGAAGUUGAGGGACUUUUUGGGGGAGAAAUUAUCAUGGGGUGCUGGACAAACAAGCUCUCUACCGCUGCAGAAAUUAUGGCAAAAGUUUCUCAACUUGUAAUUAAAAACUAG
Trichoderma harzianum CBS 226.95 is the source of this 744-nucleotide messenger RNA. RefSeq lists its product as hypothetical. The coding region runs from base 1 to 744 and encodes 247 amino acids. Gene Ontology annotation, molecular function: protein serine/threonine kinase activity; ATP binding. Gene Ontology annotation, cellular component: cytoplasm; nucleus. The transcript has 2 exons. Gene Ontology annotation, biological process: mitotic DNA damage checkpoint signaling; protein phosphorylation. The record is from RefSeq and is a predicted model, not a curated record. NCBI's taxonomy places the organism in Eukaryota, Fungi, Ascomycota, Sordariomycetes, Hypocreales, Hypocreaceae.